CCAAAAAGCUUGACAAAAAAAUAAUAACCAAAAAGCUUCGAACAUAACGCGACUGCGUUAGCGACAAAGACUGAGCGUUUAGUAGGGGUCUCUAUAAACCCUUUACUUUUAAGGGCUCCAUAUUUUCCAAACUUGGAAACAUAAAGAUCCCUAAAAAGAAAAGAAAAAAACCCCAUUUCUCAGCCUCCACUGAAUAUGAGUGAGAAGCUCGUUUUCAGAAGCAACGGUGGUGGUGGUGGCGGCGGCGGAGACCGUUACUUCCAUGGAGAGUAUCUGGAGAAGAGACAGCUGUUUCUCAGGAGCUACCAGUUCUCCAGGAAACAGAGCUUCAGGGAGAAGGUUACUAGAUCUGUUAGGAGAGUGAAGAGGUUUGUGUGGACACAGCUGAGAUCAACGAGGAAGUUGAAACGCGUUUUCUGGUCUCGACUCAGAUCGGCGUUUUUCUUCCGCCGCAGACGCUUUUUCCGUCUCCUUCAUUUACACCAAGACGAACCUUAUUACAACUGCUUCUAAAAAGGUUUUAGAGAGAUUUGGGAAAACGCUUGAGUCAGUUGUGUGAUUGUUCCGUUCUUUGAUUAUGUUUUUGCUUUUUGCUCAAAUAAAUCAUUGUAUAAUCUCCGUUAAUCAGAUGAUUAGUAAGCUUAAUCGAAGUUUUAGAAUUAUCA
Messenger RNA from Raphanus sativus (radish), 665 nucleotides. RefSeq lists its product as uncharacterized. Bases 196 to 513 code for a protein of 105 amino acids. NCBI's taxonomy places the organism in Eukaryota, Viridiplantae, Streptophyta, Magnoliopsida, Brassicales, Brassicaceae. The record is from RefSeq and is a predicted model, not a curated record. The transcript has a single exon.